CGCUCUUCGUUCAACCCCAGAACCCCAAGAAACUUAUUUUACAAUUUAUUUGUUUAAAUUAAUCUCGAAUUAUCAACCUCACACUCCCUGUUUCUUAGCUCCAAGCCGAAUCACACUGCUCCUCUCUCCCCUCAAUUUAAAUCAUCCUCGAAGGGGAAAAAUCCCACAACGGAUUCUCCGAAACUGAUGUGGUUUAGGGUUUGGUAUUUAGCGGGAGCUUAAGAUUCGGAUCGCUCCUUUUAUAAAUCGCACGCCCUCGGAUUCCUCUAAUUCCAAGGGGAAAGCAGAUUAGUUUUUCUUUACCUCCUGUUAUGAAUUUGGAAGUCAAUUGAGCGGCUCAUUUUUCAGUGCCAUGGAGUCAACCGCUUGCUUCCGCCGCUAUACUGGCGGUUUCUUGAGCAGUGUGUGGCUUAUUCUUCUUCUAGCAAUCUUCCUUCAGAAUUGCGGCACGGGCCUUUCGGAUUCAUCGUAUUUGAUUGGUCUUGGGAGCUAUGACAUAACGGGUCCUGCAGCUGAUGUCAAUAUGAUGGGAUAUGCUAAUAUGGAGCAGACUGCCUCUGGAGUGCACUUCAGGCUAAAGGCUCGUGCAUUUAUUGUAGCCGAGCCAGAGUCAGAGGGCAACCGCGUUGUGUUUGUGAACCUUGAUGCCUGCAUGGGAUCUCAGCUUGUUACAAUCAAGGUUCUAGAAAGACUGAAGUCUAGGUAUGGUGGUCUUUAUAAUGAUAAAAAUGUGGCUAUCAGUGGGAUCCACACUCAUGCUGGGCCUGGGGGUUACCUGCAAUAUGUUGUGUACAUUGUAACUUCUCUUGGAUUUGUGCGUCAAUCAUUUGAUGUCGUUGUUGACGGCAUUGAGAAAAGCAUUAUUCAAGCUCAUGAAAAUCUGCGCCCUGGAAAAUUAUUUGUGAACAAAGGGGACCUUCUAGAUGCUGGAGUAAAUAGGAGUCCCAGUGCAUAUCUAAAUAAUCCUGCUUCUGAGCGAAUCCAGUAUAAGUACAAUGUUGAUAAAGAAAUGACCCUGCUGAAGUUUGUAGACGAUGAGUGGGGUCCGGUUGGAAGCUUCAAUUGGUUUGCAACCCAUGGAACAUCCAUGAGCCGUACAAACUCCUUGAUAAGCGGGGACAACAAAGGAGCCGCUGCUCGUUUCAUGGAAGACUGGGCUGAACAAGAGGGCUUUCCAAAAGUAAUCGAAAAGAUACAGGCCGACGCUUUUGAGCCUCGAAGGGAAAAAGAUCAACUUCCUCGAAGAGUCUCUAGCAUAAUUCCUAAACCACAUGAGGACUUUGAUUCUUUAAUAAAGCUAGCAUCGUCCUUUGGGGCGUCUGGUGGAAGGCGAUUAACAAGUUCUUCGAGUGUCGUGCAGCAGAUCAGAAGUAGUCAGCAAAACAAACCAAAAUUUGUUUCUGCAUUUUGUCAGUCAAACUGUGGAGAUGUUAGCCCAAAUGUCCUUGGAGCGUUCUGCAUAGAUACCGGUCGCCCUUGUGAUUUCAAUCACAGCACAUGCAAUGGGAAGAAUGAGCUCUGCUAUGGACGUGGGCCAGGUUACCCGGAUGAGUUUGAAAGUACACGAAUCAUUGGCGAUAGGCAAUUCAACAAAGCUGUGGAUCUGUUUAACACAGCAACUGAACAAGUAGAAGGGAAGAUCGACUAUCGUCAUACUUAUUUAGACUUUUCACAGCUUGAAGUCACCCUUCCUUCAAAGCAGGUGGUCAAAACAUGCCCAGCUGCGAUGGGAUUUGCUUUUGCUGCAGGAACCACAGACGGUCCUGGAGCUUUCGAUUUCCAGCAAGGGGAUGAGAAGGGUAAUCCUUUUUGGAGGUUAGUGAGGAACUUGCUUAAAAAACCAGGUAAGGAACAAAUAGCUUGUCAACAGCCGAAGCCUAUUUUGCUUGAUACUGGUGAAAUGACAGAGCCGUAUGCUUGGGCGCCUUCAAUACUACCAAUUCAGAUUUUACGGAUUGGACAGGUGGUCAUACUUUGUGUGCCUGGAGAAUUUACAACAAUGGCUGGGAGGCGCCUGCGUAAUGCUGUGAAAACAGUAUUAACCAGUAGCAGCAGUGGUGAGUUUAAUGACAAUGUUCACGUUGUUAUUGCUGGGUUGUCGAACACGUACUCUCAGUAUGUGACCACUUUUGAAGAGUACCAAAUCCAAAGAUACGAGGGAGCUUCAACACUUUACGGACCCCACACUCACAGCGCGUACAUUCAAGAGUUCAAGAAGCUCGCUUCUGCCUUAGCUGGUCAACAUAGCGUUCCGUCCGGCCCGCAAGUCCCGGAUCUCUUGGACAAGCAAAUCGGCCUCUUACCCCCCGUCAUUAUGGACGCGACUCCCUUUGGGGUCAAAUUCGGCGAUGUCGGCGCCGAUGUCCCUGAGAACUCAACCUUCAAGAGGGGCGGAGUGGUCAACGCAACAUUCUGGUCGGCCUGCCCGAGGAAUGACCUUUUCACCGAGGGCACUUUCUCCCUCGUCGAGAUUUUCAAGAAAAGCAACAAAAAAUGGUUGCCUGCCUAUGACGACGACGAUUUCUGCCUGCGGUUCAAAUGGUCGAGGCCCAGGCAGCUCAGUUCCUACAGCCAUGCAACGAUCGAGUGGAGAAUCCCGGAGGAUGCCCCCUCGGGUGUCUACAGGUUGAGGCACUUUGGUGCUUCGAAGAGCCUGUUCGGUUCGAUCAGCCAUUUCACGGGCACCUCCCGUGCAUUCGUCGUGCUUUGAGUGUAUCCUCUCAUGUUUUCCGGCUUUUUAUCUUCGUGACAAUAUGGUGUGCCUUCGUAUUGUAUAUGCCUGCUCUUUCUUUCACCUAUGAUAUGUAUCUCGGUUUACAGUUUGCGCCAUCGAAUCAGUUGGUUUGGGUCGAUACAAAGAUUUGGUGAUGUAUAAUUUUGAAUGUGGAAGCAAUACCAAUGCAGCAGUAGAUAAACGCGUUCAUUAAUUUUUCA
Messenger RNA from Ananas comosus (pineapple), 2934 nucleotides. Its product is annotated as neutral ceramidase-like. Gene Ontology annotation, biological process: ceramide catabolic process; long-chain fatty acid biosynthetic process; sphingosine biosynthetic process. Gene Ontology annotation, molecular function: N-acylsphingosine amidohydrolase activity. The record is from RefSeq and is a predicted model, not a curated record. The coding region runs from base 353 to 2710 and encodes 785 amino acids. Gene Ontology annotation, cellular component: extracellular region. NCBI's taxonomy places the organism in Eukaryota, Viridiplantae, Streptophyta, Magnoliopsida, Poales, Bromeliaceae. The transcript is spliced from 10 exons.